This is a messenger RNA of Chionomys nivalis (European snow vole), 2681 nucleotides long. It is a transcript of the gene Gdnf, whose product is annotated as glial cell derived neurotrophic factor. The record is from RefSeq and is a predicted model, not a curated record. Gene Ontology annotation, molecular function: receptor tyrosine kinase binding; growth factor activity; glial cell-derived neurotrophic factor receptor binding. Lineage: Eukaryota; Metazoa; Chordata; Mammalia; Rodentia; Cricetidae. The transcript has 3 exons. Bases 125 to 760 code for a protein of 211 amino acids. Gene Ontology annotation, biological process: positive regulation of branching involved in ureteric bud morphogenesis; negative regulation of neuron apoptotic process; peripheral nervous system development.
CCCGCGCUCCUGCCCGCGGUCCGGAUGGGUCUCCUGGCUGGGAUUCGGGCCACUUGGAGUUAAUGUCCAACUGGGGGUCUACGGAGACCGGAUCCGAGGUGCCGCCGCUGGACGGGAUUCUAAGAUGAAGUUAUGGGAUGUCGUGGCUGUCUGCCUGGUGUUGCUCCACACCGCGUCCGCCUUCCCGCUGCCCGCCGGUAAGAGGCUUCCCGAGGCGCCCGCCGAAGACCGCUCCCUUGGCCGCCGCCGCGCACCCUUCGCGCUGACCAGUGACUCCAAUAUGCCUGAAGAUUAUCCUGAUCAGUUUGAUGACGUCAUGGAUUUUAUUCAAGCCACCAUUAAGAGACUGAAGAGGUCACCCGAUAAACAAGCGGCGGUGCUUCCUCGCAGAGAGCGAAAUCGGCAGACCGCAGCUGCCAGCCCAGAGAAUUCCAGAGGGAAGGGUCGCAGAGGCCAGAGGGGCAAAAAUCGGGGCUGUGUCUUAACUGCAAUACACUUAAAUGUCACUGACUUGGGUUUAGGCUACGAAACCAAGGAGGAACUGAUCUUUCGGUAUUGUAGCGGCUCCUGUGAUGCGGCCGAGACAAUGUAUGACAAAAUACUAAAAAACUUAUCUCGAAGUAGAAGACUAGUGAGUGACAAAGCAGGCCAGGCAUGUUGCCGACCGGUUGCGUUCGACGACGACCUGUCGUUUUUAGACGAUAACCUGGUUUACCAUAUUCUAAGAAAGCAUUCCGCUAAACGGUGUGGAUGCAUCUGACUCCGGCUCCAGAGACUGCUGUGUAUUGCAUUCCUGCUACAGUGCGAAGAAAGGGACCAAGGUUCCCAGGAAAUGUUUGCCCAGAACGGAAGAUGAGGACCAAGGAGGCAGAGGCGAGAAGGAAGAAGAGGGAGAGGAGGAAGAGAAGGAGGAAGGCAUCCAUCGUGGGAGCCUGGUAGAAGAAGGCCCAGCUACAGACAACUGGAUAGGAGUGAGAACAGCCGUCUGAGCACUCCAGGAUGGCAGGUGAUGUCACCAGAAGCUCAAGGCUGGCGUCCCUGCUUAGCUGUUGCCAGCGUUUAACUGACACAGUCCAUGGUCACCGAUUGCAGUCCGAGUCGCCGAUGCAUGCAGAGAACCAAGCCAGUGGUUCUUUCUCACGUGUCUGAAGACACCAGGGAAAUGUCUGAUUCUGGUGUCACCUCUUGUCACUACAUUUUCUGAUGAAAAUAAGAAAGAUGUAUUUUCCUGUCACUCAACGGAUUCACACCCUAGAAAGGAGGGGGGAACAAAAGCAGAGGUACAAAGAGAUCAUAACGUUUGAGUUUGAAAACCGAGGCCUGAGGUUGACUACAUCCAGCAUUUGGGGACGGGGGCACACUUGGUGGUUGAAUUUGAACACAGUGUACGGGGUAGGGAGAAGUUGGCUAGGAACCCAAAAGGCUGUCCUCCUGCUUAAAAACAAACCAGAAGGCAUUUCCUUGAUGUCCUCGGGAACAGGAAGAAAGCUGUGGUUUUCGGCAGCAUCCUGGUAGGAGAGCUAGUGGGGAAGGCCCCCAGCUGCCCCUCCCCACCGCCAGGGAGACCCCCGGGGCCUGUUGGUUUACAGAGACUGACGUUACAUACACAGCUCCGUUUAUGCGUGGUCACCAGUGACCAGAGAAGCUACUCGAUGCAAUGCAUCUGUUUCAGAUACAGAGAUAUAGAAAAGAUAUUUAUUAAGAUUUAAGUUAUUGUUAUUUAUUACCAUUCACUAAUGAAUUUCUCUCUUCUUCCCUUAUUUAUUAAAGUCUCUUUUCAAAGGUGCCAAAGUAUAUGUGCUCACAAAAUACAAAAAAAAAAAAAAAAAAAGGUGACAAAAGGAAGUAUUAAUUGGGAACAAGGGUCCAUACUCUUCAAAGUAUUAAAAGGGUUUCCACUGGGCAAAAAAAUCACUUACUUUACCUUUAUAAGACAACCCCUCAUUAAAUGACCCAGGUUUCCCCCAUUUUAUGGACAGGGUCUCCUGUGGCUUAGGCUGACCUUGAACUUACUGCUUGGUCAAGGAUGACCUUGACUUUCUGAUCCUCCGACUUCCUGUGGGGUUGAGAGCUCAGACAACUCACCCAUCUCUGCUCUAGGCAUGGAAUUCAGGGCCUCAUCCAGGCUAGGCGACUCUAGCAGCUGAGUUACACCCUGUUUAAGGAGCAUCUCAGCCCCGCCCCCUCAACAGCAGUCCCAGUGCCGUUGCCCCAUCACUGAGCAGAGAGGCCGCAAGCUCUGCUUCCCUUCCACAUGUGUGACAUCAGAGCCACAUAUACAGAAGGAUGAAUUCCCCUUGGUCGUCCUGGACUUAAGUCACCUAACAGUGAAAUGAAGGACCUGCCAGGUAGCCAAGGUUUAGCCCUGCCCGAUGGCACCUCUGCCUCCGUUCUUGCCCACCUACCUCCUCCCUGAGGGCACAGAGGCAGAAGCACAUGGGGAAUCUCGGAGGGAGAAGCCAUCUGCCUUGUCCUUUGCCAGGUCUGUUGUCGUCUGGGGUCAACAUUUGUGAUCCCUUCCAACCCACCGAGUUCUAGGAAGAAAGGUUGACAGAAAGAGGCCAUAGGACAUAGGAGGCCUACCCUCAUUGUGUAGAGCAGAGGAAGUAGAUGGGAAAAUGGCACCUCUCACUGUCCCCAAAGUGUACCUGUCUAGCUGGCAUACAGGUCAUGCCUUGAGU